This is a messenger RNA of Entamoeba invadens IP1, 1053 nucleotides long. RefSeq lists its product as hypothetical. The coding region runs from base 1 to 1053 and encodes 350 amino acids. The record is from RefSeq and is a predicted model, not a curated record. The transcript has a single exon. NCBI's taxonomy places the organism in Eukaryota, Evosea, Mastigamoebida, Endamoebidae.
AUGUUAAAUUAUAACAUGGUCACACAGUCUACUUCAUCAGCAAAAAAUCAUUUAAUUAAUUUUCAUUACGACAAAUUAAAAGAUGAAGAAAAAAGGAGAAAACUGUUUCCAAAAAUGUCACAAAGAAAUAAAGAGGUUAACAUAAUGUUGAUGAGAUUUUUUUCAUCUGUUGGAAUUCCUUUUAGUCAAAUUCGAAAUCCCUUUUUAGUUGAGUUACUGAAUUUUCUCGAUAAGUCAGUUGUGUUGUCAGACGAAAAAACAUUUAGAACAACUUGUCUUUUUGAAUUGUACGAUAGAGAACUAGGAGAUCUCAAAAAAAGAAUUAAAGAAGAUGUCGUUUUCAAUAAUCUAUCAGGAUCUAUUUCAACAGAUAUCAUGAGUAAAUAUAAUAAUUCUUAUAUAACAACAACUCUCCACUAUGUCGAUAAACAAUUUGAGUCACACAACGAAGUUUUGAAUAUGAGUCCUUUUAAUGUAGAACAUACAGGAAAGGAAAUUAAAACAUAUGUGAGUCAAAUUGUUAUAGAUUUAAAUUUGAAUGUUAACAACAUACAAUUUGUUGCUGAUUCGGCAUCAAAUAACAAUAAAUUGUCUGAAAUUAAUGGAAACAAAACUGACUGUGUUGUACACACAUCGAAUAAUUUGUUUUCUGCUGUGAUAAAACAAAUACCCGGGAUGAAAGCCUUCAUGAAAAAUAUUAAUUCUUUGGCCAAAACACUCCAAUUUUCUCAAAAAACACAAAGAAUAUUUGAAGAGUUGUGUUCAAAAAAUUGUGAAGAGCCUGGAUGUCUUGCGACUUAUACGAAAACGCGGUUUAAUUCAUGUUACCUUUCUUUUAGCAAAUUGUUAAAAAGAGAGAAGAGUGUUAAAGAACUGAACAAUGGGAUUCAGUUCAAUGAAGAGGGGUGGAAAGGGGCCAAAGAAAUGUAUUCACUCACAAAAGCAAUGGACGAUCUUUACAACAAAUUGGCGGCGAACCAAAAAAUUACUUCGUGUUAUGUUGUGGGAGCUAUUAGAGACAUUUGGAAUACAAUUUCCUCUUCUAUUUACUAA